Molecule: messenger RNA, 771 nt
Organism: Dacryopinax primogenitus
Lineage: Eukaryota; Fungi; Basidiomycota; Dacrymycetes; Dacrymycetales; Dacrymycetaceae
Product: C-8 sterol isomerase
Exons: 3
Coding region: 1-684 (227 amino acids)
Biological process (GO): ergosterol biosynthetic process
Cellular component (GO): endoplasmic reticulum
Source: RefSeq, a predicted model, not a curated record
AUGGCCGACCAUCCGCGCUCCUAUACCUUCUUCAUCCGUGCUGUCCUCUUCCUCUCGGGGUUAUACUGCCUCUGGGCAGUGCUCGACACCCAACUCCACCGAUUUUACAUCUUCCAGCCCGCGCCCCUCCAGGCCUUGGUGAGGGAAGCACUCGACCUCUACCCAGGGCAGAGCAGCACCAGCCUACAAAACGUGAUCGAUCAUAUCGUUCUCAACCUUACGGAGACACAUGGGACAAAACAUAUCAACACCAACAGCAAAGAAUGGUUUUUUAAUAAUGCGGGUGGGGCGAUGGGCGCGAUGUAUGUCAUCCAUGCGAGCGUGACGGAGUACAUGAUCAUCUUUGGGACGCCCCUGGGCACGGAAGGACAUUCGGGACGCCAUACGGCUGAUGAUUAUUUCCAUAUCUUGCACGGCGAGCAAUGGGCGUUUGAACCCGGGGCGUUGGAAAAGGAGGUCUACACCCCAGGGAUGGUACAUCAUCUCCGGCGUGGGAGCAUCAAGCAAUACAAGAUGCACGAAGGGUGUUUCGCGCUGGAGUACGCUCGUGGGUGGAUCCCGCUCAUGCUCCCCUUCGGUACUGCGGACCUGCUCACGAGCACGCUGGACUUGCCGACGUUGUGGGCUAUGGUGUGGAUUACGGCUCGGGAGAUGGGGAGGAAUUUACUCGCGGGCAAGUUUUGAGUUACAGUGCGUGCUGUGCCGGGCGAGGCCUUGGCGGUAGUGGCCAUGAACGGCCGCAGUGGGUAUAGGGGUGAUUGUGAUAUCCUG